Molecule: messenger RNA, 2163 nt
Organism: Fonticula alba
Lineage: Eukaryota; Rotosphaerida; Fonticulaceae
Exons: 4
Coding region: 1-2163 (720 amino acids)
Biological process (GO): regulation of response to endoplasmic reticulum stress; membrane protein intracellular domain proteolysis
Cellular component (GO): cytoplasm; membrane
Molecular function (GO): metalloendopeptidase activity
Source: RefSeq, a predicted model, not a curated record
AUGAGUAUCCCUCUGAUGACCCUCAUCCUGGUGGGGAUCCUGGUGCUGGCGUAUGCCGGGAGGCGGCGACUGCCGGUGAUCAGCCGCAUGGUUGGGCGACUGAUGCGUCUGGCUGGGCGGACACCAGGCCGGGGCCAGCCAUCACUCCCGGGCCCAGGGCAUGAUGCUGACCUUGCGGACAAAUCCGCGCCAAAUCUACCGGUAGUCCCCCAGCCGGCGGAUGCGCACUACACCUUUGAACGCCAGGGGCUCCGGCUGGGGCUGGCCAUUUCGCCGGCCGACCCGGUGGCCGGACUGCUGCGCCGGCGCCUCGGGGGUCGAACAGCGCGUCGAGCCCUGGGGGCCUGGUUUUCCAUCGGCGCGGCGGUCGGCCUGGUGCUCCUGCUUGUAUUGCCCUUUGUGCUGGUGGGCUUGACUUCGCUGCAGGUGGCCGGGUCUGUGCAUCUGGUCCGGGGCACCUGGGGCGGCUCCCAGCCGGUGGGGGGCUCGGAGCCGGCGAUGUCCAUGGCAGCGGCCACAUCUCGGCAGCAUGGCCGAUCGAUGCACCGGCGCGCGGUGGCCGACCUUUCGCCCCCGGCUCCUCCGCCGGCCACCGCAUCGGCCGUGCCAGCCCCCGGAAGCGGGGUGAUGAUGCUCAUUCCGGGCUACAAUGUUCCCCUGCCGAGUAUGCUUAUCCUGGCCCUGGUGCUGCUCCUGUCGGUGGUGGUCCACGAGCUGGGCCAUGCGCUGGCGGCCGUGGCGUCGGCCAUGACCGUGCAGCGGAUCCACUUCCAGCUCACCCCCUUUCCCGGGGGGUGUGUCAUCAUCGAUGAGACCGAGUAUGAACGGGGCACUUUUUGGCAGCGGAUCAUGGUCAGCACGGCCGGCGUGUGGCACAAUCUGGUGGCCUGCCUGGCAUUGGCCAUCGUGCUGCCGUUGCUGGUGACGGCCGUUGGGGUUGCUGCGCCGGCGGGCCAGUCCGGCCUCGCGAUAUGGCGCACUGGUGCCGGGGUCGCCGUCGCCGAUGUCUCUUCGACCUCUCCCCUGCGGCCGUACUUGCCGCUCGGUGCACGUAUCCGCCGGCUGGACGGGUGUCCGGUACUCGACCACGAGUCAUGGGUGUCCUGCAUCGAUUAUCUGAAUGCAGGUGCCCCCCCGAUGGCCUCGGCCCAGGUGGGGCCCGAUUCCCCGAUCCCCCAGCGCUUUGAUGGCUAUUGCGUGUCGCACAAAACCAUCGUCGAGUAUGCCACCCGACCGGAGUAUGACUGCUGCGAUCGAUCCGCCACCCGGCCUGGGGCCAAUGGCUUUUGCCUGGUCGACCGGUCCCCAGCACGCCCAGGUGAAGACCCCCUGCGCCCGCGCACCUCCAUCUGCUUGCCGGUGUACGGGGGGAUCUCCGAGGCCACACCUUGCGGGCCGGCGUCCGCGUGCCAGCCAGGCCACAUGUGCCUGUCUCCGGACACGGCCCCAGGCACACGCCUAGUCCAAGUCAAGUUGGACUACGGCUCGGCAGAUGGCCCGACAAUGGCCGAGUCCUCGGGCGUCCCUUUGCCGCCCAUCUUUUUCUACGGCUCCCCGCUGUCUCUGUGGCGGGAAAUCACCGUGUCCGGGUACAUUCCGCGCUGGCCGCGGCCGGAUGCGCCGGACAUCUUCCUCUGGCAGCCGGGGCCCGCCGGCCAGGCAUCCGGCAGCCCUCCCCCGGCAGCGCCCUUGUCAGCCGGCCGGCCGAUCCGAGCGCUGGCACGCUGGGGACUUGGCCUGGCUCGGAGGGCUCUCCUAUGGGCCCUUUUGCUGAUGCCGGUGGCCGCACGGUAUUUCGUCAUGUACACCCUGAGCGUGAACGUGGCACUGGCCUUUUUCAAUUCGCCAGCAUGCUACCACUUUGACGGGCUGCGCACGGCCGAGUCACUGAUCGAGUGGGUGGUCAUCGCGCGCAGCCGCGCGGCCGAUCUCCCCCCAGAUGCUGGACGUCUGUCGAGUGAGGACCCGGAACGCGCCGAGCCCGGCGGCAUCGCACCCCGUCGGCCGGAUGCCUCGCUCGCUGUGGGGCCGGCAGCACGCCGGCACGCCCGCAUUCUUCGCCAGUGGGUGGUUCUCGGCAACACCGGCCUCCUGCUGGCCUUCCUCCUUUCGCUGGUGGUGCAUACCUCGCUCACCGUGGCCCUGGUCGGUCCGCAAGUUUGA